Pelagomonas calceolata is the source of this 795-nucleotide messenger RNA. NCBI's taxonomy places the organism in Eukaryota, Pelagophyceae, Pelagomonadales, Pelagomonadaceae. The record is from the annotation of a GenBank genome assembly.
GUGGGGCAGCCCCAAACAAAACACCAUGGUCCGCCGCGUCCAGACCCAAGCUAGGGACGGCAGCACGCCCACCAAAGUCGCGACCUUCGACAAGAGGGACCCGCCGAACGCCAUCAGCCAGGCGUCGCCGGACAAGGCAGGCAGCACUGCGCCAAAAGUACUGCGGGUGCACAAGAACGAGCCCGUCUACGAAGUAGAUGACGCUAGAGCCAGUCGUGUGGCUGCGGAGGCUGAUGGUCAUGCUUUAUAUGCGAAACGACUCGCUGAGGAUUUGUGCCCGGCGCAGCAGCGCUGUAGGUACUCCUUCUCCACCGAUAAGGUAGUGACGUUCUGCACGUCGUGUCAGGACGGCGCCGCGCAGAUCCGGUGUUUGGCCAUCCGAGGCAAGAUCGGCGUGGCUGCAAGCAAGGAUUUCAGCAAGUGGAGACAAUGCAGCAUGUGCUCGAAGCCGUACGAGGGCAUUGUCAGAAUAGCUCUAGCUCGAGCCUGCUGGGCGACCUAUGCGGACAGGGAGACGCACGACCCGUGCCGCGUCAAUGCGUUGGCGCUGGCCGCGAAUGAGAUAUUUGCCGCGGGGGAACCGGCCGAGGCGGAGCCGCUCCACGAGGCUCUGUUAGAUGUGGUCUCGUCGGGGCCGUUCCCCGAUUCUACUCUGGCAACUGCCAUGGGCGCGCUGGCGGGGUGCUACGACGCGACCGGUCGUUCCGCGGAGGCGCGGUUGUUGCGGGAGGCCCUCGCUGCGAGGCAGGGGGCGGCGACGGGGUAGUUUCUUUUCGGUCUAAGGUUAUAUCUCGA